Molecule: messenger RNA, 4328 nt
Organism: Brassica napus (rape)
Lineage: Eukaryota; Viridiplantae; Streptophyta; Magnoliopsida; Brassicales; Brassicaceae
Product: transcription factor MYBC1
Exons: 1
Coding region: 2490-3242 (250 amino acids)
Biological process (GO): regulation of DNA-templated transcription
Cellular component (GO): nucleus
Molecular function (GO): DNA binding; DNA-binding transcription factor activity
Source: RefSeq, a predicted model, not a curated record
UAAAGAAAAUUUCUCGUAUAAUAAAUAUUUGGUCUAGUGAUCAAGUCUUAUUAUUGUCUAAAACCAAGAAGAAGAAAAUAGAUCUUUGUUUUUUAUAAAGGGUUUCUGUUAAAUCAAGCAAACAUACAAGCUCUGACUUUGUUUUCCUACAGUUCUUAGGAGGUAGACAUAUAAUUAAGCAAAAGCUUAAUCUAGUUUUGUAGAAGUUAUCAAAAGCUUAGAAACAAAGGAAAAGAAAAAUAGAGAUUUUAAAAUCUUGAGCUAAUGAGCAAUAUCAAAAUAAAUCUGCGAUCUAGGUGAAGUAUUGGAAGGAACAUUGGUUAGUUGAGUUGAGGACCUUGAAUAAAGCGUGUUUUGAAGACUGCAAAUUUAAUAGGGUUGUUACCAACCUUAUAUUAAAUAUGCCUACCGUUCAAAUAAGACUUCAUGAUAGUUGGUCAAAUAAGAAUUAUCAUCUUGUGAAACCAAUGUGAAGAAGAAUUAUAAGAAAAUAACCAAAAUAUAUUAAAAAUAAAAUUUUAAUUUACUAGGCCAUAAUAUGGAUUUCACACUUUUGUCUAAAUAAAUCUUUAUCGACAUGCAUUUUGAAUGAUGACUUAAUGCGAUGUAAUUUUGUGUGUUUAUUUAUAACUUCCAACGUUGGUUGUUUAUACCAAAAACAAAUUGCAAAUUUCUUUGUAAAAUAUAAAAAUUAAUACACAAAAUGUUAGAUUACCAAAAAACGUUAUCGCAUCAAGAUUGGAAAAAAAUCAACUUAAAGACAAAAGACCAACUACAGUUACAGAGAUCAACUUCCAAUCUUGAGUUUUGUUUUAUGGCAAUCUCUUCCAAUCUUGAUUUUUUUUUCUCUUUGGAUAUUCAUGUUAUUUGCUACAUUUAACAAAUAGACUUGGACUUUUGGUUUAGCAAAUUUCUCUCCACAUAAUUUGUUUUCUUUGUCACAUGUUUACACAAAAAAAAAUUCUUUAAUUGAAAACAACUUGGAGCUUGGUUCGAUUUUGGGUCUUAAGAAAAAAAUGGUUAGUCUAUAAAUAUCAUCAUCAUACACAUGUUUUUGAUGUGGAUGUGUACAAUUUCAGCACUUGAUCGACAAAGUAGAUUGGAAGGUAUUGUGUUUAUCUUCAGGAGUCUUUCUGCUAUGAGUAUUAUCUUAUAGAUUUCAAUAAAUAAAUACAAAAUAAUCUGAACCUCAUGGACCCAAAAUCAAUUCUGAAUUCAUCAUUUAUAACAUGAUUUUCUUAUAUUAAAAACUGAUUGUAUAACGCGCUCCAACCUUCUCAAACUCUUUAGCUACCCAUUCAUUUAUUUAGAAUUGUGAUAUUUAUCUUCCAUAGACGUUUUUAUUUAUCUUUGAAAAUAUGGUCGGCUAGGUAAAAGAACUAGGUUAACAAGUCAAAAGCUUGGAAAAACUUUUGUUAUGAAUAUUUCCCGUGAAGCUUUCAUCAUAUUGAACAUAUGCAUAUGUGAAAUAUUUUGAGAGGAACAUAUAGUUUAUUUAUGCUUUCAUGUUAUGAAAACUAUUAUGAUUUUUUCAUAAUCAUUGUUAUUUGCUUGCAUUAUCUGUAUAACUAAAUAGCCAAUUAUAAACGUUUUAAGUGAUGUAAUGCUAUGUAUCUUAAACAGACGUAGUUUGUCAUGUCCUCCAAACUAGCUUGAUUAUAAUAUGUUUGACAUUAACAUACAUAAACACAGCUUCCACUAAGUUAAACAAACCCAUAACAACCAAUAAUUAAGGGUUCAAGUGCCAUGUAGAUCCAAAAUAAAGUUAGGCAUAAAACCUUUAAUUAAGCUAUAGUUGUCCAGUGCACAAAUUUUUUUUAUAGUUGUCCAGCCUCCUAAGAACAUAAUAGCAUAUACCAUAAAGAUAUAAACUCUUAGCUAAUGAAUCUCUUUUCAUUGGGGAUAAUAUAGAUGCGUGAAAAACACAUUAACAAACAAAACAAUUAAGGAUACUAAUCAAAUGGUUCUGGAAAUUCAAGAAUUUAUGAUAAUUUUCAGGCUAUUUGUUCCAUCCUAAAUUAUGUUUUCCAUGUACAAAACUGAGAUAUAGCAAUGCAGUAGGUUUGAAGGUUAAAUGCAGUAGCAUGCACCUUAUAAGAGAAAAAUCCAAACCUGAAUGAAAUAACACUUUCAACAUGUUCUUCAUAUAGUAUAAGCAAAGAAUCAAAACAGUUCUGCAAAAAGUUAAUAGAAUGACACUAAAAAUGGUAAAAAAGUGGAAGACACGCGCCAAAGUAAGCGUCGGUCGAAUCUAAUGAUCUUAACUCUCAACUGAGAAACAAAAAUAUAAAAGAAUCUUCUGAUGUCUCUCUUCAAGUCUUUGCCUCAAAAUCAAGAACUCGCUCUCCUUGUUCAUCAUCCCUUCUCAGAGAUUGCGUCACCUCUUGAUGUUUAAACUUCAUCUUCACCUUAUGGGCUAGAAAGUGAUGAUCUCAUUUGAAUAACUUGCCAUUUAUAGCCAGAGACUUUCUAUUUUGAGUGUUAUAAGUAUGAGAGAUGAAGAAGAAGAGCUUCCGUCGCCGGAGGAGCUCAUACCGUUAUCUCAGUCUCUCAUCACUCCCCAUCUCGCCAUCGCCUUCGACCUCCGAAGCACUUACCACCGCAAAAACGGCAGUUCCGGCCACCCUCUGCCUCAAACCACGCCGAUACAAGCCAACUCCUCCGCCGGAGAUGAACCAGCCCGGACACUGAAACGGCCGCGUUUAGUAUGGACGCCGCAGCUGCACAAGCGUUUCGUAGACGCCGUGGCGCAUAUCGGGAUCAAGAACGCUGUUCCCAAAACCAUCAUGCAGCUUAUGAGCGUCGAGGGGCUAACCAGAGAGAACGUCGCUAGUCAUCUCCAAAAGUACCGACUUUACCUCAAGAGGAUGCAGUCCGGCGGAGGAAACGUCGGUGAGUCUGAUCGCCUCUUCGCGAGCUCACCUGUUCCUGCACAUUUCCUCCACCCGACAGGGAGACAAAGCUCCGACCAUUUCAUACCGUCUUUUGUCCCAAUGGCGGCUACUCUUACGCAUCAGCAGUUCCUCCACCGGCAAACACCCGCCGUGAAUUUCACCUCUCAGGCGAACAACAACGGGAAAGUGAUGGAACAAUCGUUGUUCUUGGCUAGGCAGAGUCAGCAUCAACCUGUUCUCAUCAGACCAUCUUCAUUGCAUCUACAAAGUCGAGUGGCUAAUUACGCAGAGGAUUUGGAAUCAGGAGCCAAGACGGUCUUGACACUGUUUCCAACUCGACAAGAUUGAAUUAAAAAAACAAUUAUAAGAUUGGAACAUUCCACAAAAUUAUACUUCAACCUUUGUUUGUCUCUGUUUGUGCAAUGUAGAUCCGGUCAGCACAACAAGGCUAUGUGACUGGAUAUUUCAUGGUUAUGUAUUUGACUAUUUUCUGUUUCAAAGUAUCUUUCAUGUAUAAGAUUUGAGUUUGGAUGAAAAGAUUCACUUGAUUAAAAGUACUUUACUCUGUUUCUUUCUUUUGUUUGUGUGUUUUUGCUUAUGGGUUUAGAUUUGUCUCCUAAAAGUUGUUUGUAGCUUUGAACCGAAUAUUUCAUAAAAGAAAUUGCAUUCUCUUUCUACUUGUGAAAUUCAAGAAUAUGAUACUUACCAAAUUCAUAUUGUAUGUUUGCAUAGCAAACCAAAAAAUGUAUCUAAUAUAUAAAAUAUAUAUAUUGAUUGACCAAACCAUUGAUUGAAUCAUAGUACAUUGUACAUAGAACAUGAAGCAGCCAAAAAGCAAAGACUAGACAGUGCCAGGCAUACCAAGAUCCGGUGCUCUCAUAUCCUAAUCAUACCCUCUUUAUUUUAGUUACUUUUUAUUUCUGUACAUAGAAUCGGUUAUGGGGACCAAACCCAAUCAAGAUUUCUCUAUUAACUAUGUAUUAUAUAAUUAGAGAUGAAAAAAGGAAACUAUAGGUUAUUCAUUGGAUAGAAGAGGAUCAAUUAAAAGCAAUGAUGCAGAGGAUUCAUUAGCUGCCAUGUUCUGAUCUGCUUCUAUAAAAGUCAAUGCCCCCUGUAAAAGUCUUCAUAAUUAUUACUUUAUUUUUGGUAGAAAAAGUUAAAUGGCAUAAUAACAAACACAUUUUUAAUUAUUAAUAAAUCUGUAAAUAGUUGAAUAAAAUUUUAGCUCUAAGAUUCCCUUUGGUAGAUUUAAUUUGAAUAGAUGAAACAGAGCAAACUGCCACUUAGAAAUGAAAGCUUUCAGAUGGGAUUUUGAUGCAAAAGCUUGAUAAUGUUAAUAUAAUUUGUAACAACAGAGUAAAAAUGUCUUGUGCGGCCAAUGUUUUCAACAAGAGCAGAAGAAAAAAACUAAGACUACAUCCUAAUAUAAAAGCA